CAAUAAAAAUUGAUAACAAAUUUAAAUACAUUUAUAAAAAAAUUAAUUAUAAUUGCACAAUAAGACGCAAUUAGAGGAAAUACUUUAUUAUAUAUAUUAAACAAAAGAAGAAAAAAAAUGUAAUAUCAAAAUUUCUUGUAGAAUUUCCUAAAUGAAAAUCAAAUUGCACAACUUGGGUAAAAAUUGAUAAACAGCUUGGAGUUUCUUACAAAAAUUAGUAAUGAAUGUAUUGUUUCUUUUUUUUUUUUAAUAAUGAUUGCAUCAGUAGGAGAUAUAAAUACAUGUAUUUAAACUCAAAAAGAUUCAGUUUAAUGUCAACAGUUGUCAUAUUUAAAGCUAUAUUUUUUAAAAAAUAUAUAUUUAAAAUUUUUUAUUUUCGAGAAACAAGAAUAAACAUUUUAAAACAAUGAUUAUCAACAUUCUAACUGUGAUUUUAACAAUUUUCAUUGGAUGUUUUGUCAUUUAUAUUUUCUUCAAUUAUAAAAAAUUAAAUUACCUUAAAAUUCAUGGAAUUCCACAUGUCACACCAUUACCAAUUUUGGGUAAUUUAGCAUCAAUUGUAUUUCGUCAAAAGCACACUGGUGAAUUUCAAUUAAAAUUAUAUAAUAAAUUUUCAAAUUCAAAAUAUUUUGGAUAUUAUGAUUUUCAAACGCCAGUAAUUGUAUUACGUGACAUUGAAUUAAUAAAAUCAAUUGGAGUGAAAAAUUUUGAAAGUUUUCAAGAUCAUCGUUUAUUUUUUGAUGAUUCAUCCGAUCCAAUGUUUAGUAGAAAUUUAUUUGCUCUAAAAGGACAAAAGUGGCAUGACGUGAGAAUUUUAUUGAGUCCAGCAUUUACAUCAAAUAAAAUGAAAAUAAUGUUUAAACUUAUAUCUGAAUGUGCAAUAAAUUUUGCCGAAUUUCUUUCAAAUGAUGAAAAAAAAAAUAAUAAAAUACGUGAUAUUAAAGAUUGUUUUACACGUUAUACUAAUGAUGUUAUUGCAACAUGUGCAUUUGGAAUUAAUGUUGAUUCAAUGAAAAAUCCAAAAAAUGAAUUUUAUUUAAUGGGCAUUGAUGUAACGGAUCCAGUGAAAAUGUCUAUAAAAUUUAUUUUUUUACGAAUGUUCCCAAAGUUAUUGAAAUUUUUUAAUAUUAGAUUUAUUAGUAUGAAAAUUGAAAAAUUCUUCACUAAUGUUAUUAGUACAACAAUUAAUAUGCGUGAUAAGAAUGAAAUAAGUCGACCCGAUAUGUUACAACUUAUGAUGGAUUCAAGAGGUGAGAGUAAUAAAAUACAACUUACAUCUGUGGAAAUGACUGCACAAGCAUUUGUAUUUUUUUUCGGUGGUUUUGAUACAAUAUCAACACAUGUUUCAUUUGUUGCUUAUGAACUUGCAUUAAAUUCAAAAAUUCAAAUGAAAUUACAAGAGGAAAUUAAUUUUGUUUUACAAAUAACAAAUAAUAAUCCUUCAUAUGAGGCAAUUAAUGGAAUGGAGUAUUUAGAUGCAGUGAUAAGUGAAUGUUUGAGAAAAUAUCCAAUUGUACCAUUUGUUGAUAGAGUUUGUAAUAAACAAUUUGAACUUCCACCAAAUCAACCGGAUUCAAAACCAUUUAUAAUUGAACCAGGAAUGUCUAUUAUGAUUCCAAUUUAUGCAAUUCAACAUGAUUUGUCUUAUUAUGAGGAACCGGAGAAAUUUAAUCCUGAUAGAUUUUUAAAUACUGGCAACGCUAGUAAUAAAUCAGCAACAUUUUUGGCAUUUGGUCUUGGACCAAGACAAUGUAUUGGAAAUAGAUUUGCUGUUUUGGAAACAAAAAUUGUGUUAUUUCAUUUAUUGGCUAGAUGUAAUUUAAAAGUUUGUAAAAAGACCAAUGUACCAUUAAAAUUGAGUAAAAAAACAUUUACACUAACAGCCGUUGGUGGUUAUUGGUUGGAAAUUGAAAAACGAAAUGUAAAAUGUAAUUCAAGAAAAUAAAAAAAUACAUUAUGGAAAUUAUUAUUAUAAA
Messenger RNA from Leptopilina boulardi, 1976 nucleotides. RefSeq names its product cytochrome P450 9e2-like. Lineage: Eukaryota; Metazoa; Arthropoda; Insecta; Hymenoptera; Figitidae. The transcript has a single exon. The record is from RefSeq and is a predicted model, not a curated record. Bases 407 to 1945 code for a protein of 512 amino acids. Gene Ontology annotation, molecular function: heme binding; monooxygenase activity; oxidoreductase activity, acting on paired donors, with incorporation or reduction of molecular oxygen.